CUUACUUCUGUUGACUCAAAGAAAAUCCCAGACUGAAUCCAGAUGGAUCAAUCCUAUUGAAUAUCUCACUGCAAUAAGGGCGUCUUUUUGGUUUCUGGAUUUCGUGAAGAUGGCUUUUGUAUUGUUGAGACCCACCACGGCAACAGUCUCAUUUCCUCUAAAACUAAAGCACCCCACCUCAAAAUCCAGAAAAAUGGCCAUUAAAAUCAUCAACAGCAGCAGCAAUACUACUAGUACUGGCGAUAACGGUAACAGGAAGCUUCCCAUAUUGUUAUUUGACAUCAUGGACACUAUUGUUAGAGACCCUUUCUACCAUGAUGUCCCUGUCUUCUUCAGAAUGCCUAUGGAGGAACUAUUAGAAUGCAAGCAUCCAACUGCAUGGAUCGAGUUUGAAAAGGGACUGAUUAAUGAGACUGAGUUAGCCAGAAAAUUCUUUAAGGAUGGGCGGGAUUUUGAUUUGGAAGGCCUUAAAAAUUGUAUGAGGAGAGGAUAUUCAUACAUAGAAGGUGUUGAAGGAUUGCUUCGUGCUUUAAAACAAAACAACUAUGAAAUGCAUGCUUUCACCAACUAUCCUAUAUGGUAUGAAAUGAUUGAGGACAAGUUAAAGUUAUCAACAUUCUUAUCUUGGACAUUUUGUUCAUGUACAAUUGGAAAGCGGAAGCCUGAGCCUGAUUUCUACUUGGAAGUUUUGAGGCAUCUUGAUGUUGAGCCUGCAAGCUGUGUCUUCAUCGAUGACAGAAUGAGAAACGUUGAAGCUGCCGAAGAUGUUGGGAUUGUUGGCCUGCAUUUCAAGAAUGCAGAUUCUCUGCGUCAAGACCUCUCUCUACUAGGGAUUGACAUUUAAACGGAUCAACAGGUUGGCGAUGUAGAUCCAGCCUAGCCUGCGGUCUAACACCUUGGUUCGGGUUCUCUGAGUUCUGGCCAAGCUUCCAAAGUGACAGUCGCCUUGUGCUCUCUUCCUCAUUACCUUGAUUCUUUGAAUGAUUUAAAAUUGUACCAAUUCUCAAGAUGUUACCAUUGUUCCUGAGAAACGGUUUGUACUGGAUCUUCCCUGUUUCGGGUGGGUUUGUGAUCAGUUUGAGAGUAAGGGUACUGGGAAUCGUUUUCUGCUCAAGCUCUUUGAAGAAGAUAAUGGCGAUUUGUAAGGUGAAGCACAUGGAAUGAAUUCAUAAUAAUGAUCUGAAAUUUCGGUUUAGAGAA
Molecule: messenger RNA, 1200 nt
Organism: Vitis vinifera (wine grape)
Lineage: Eukaryota; Viridiplantae; Streptophyta; Magnoliopsida; Vitales; Vitaceae
Product: flavin mononucleotide hydrolase 1, chloroplatic
Exons: 7
Coding region: 110-844 (244 amino acids)
Source: RefSeq, a predicted model, not a curated record